CACAAGUCUGCGAGCAGCUGGCACCACUGCGUGGGUUCUGAGUCCCCACUCGCCUGUGGCUCAAGCUCCCAACGGCGGGGCAAGGCUGAGCUUCUGCCUUGUGAAUUGCUGCCCGCAUCAUCUCCAACUGUCCCUAAUUCUUCCACCAACAAUCUUGUGUUUGUCUCCCAACGAAAUCGAAGUAACUACCAAACUUGCUUCCAAAUACACGCCCAAAGAAGCCAUAAGCCAUUUUUUCGACCCAGAAGCGACCACGAACCGAAGAAGCACCACCAUGGCGAACCAGGCAGGAGGGGCCAACGAGCUGCUAUCCGCCCAGAAGUCAUCAGACUCCGGUCUCCAAAUCAUUCUUCACCCACUCCCGAUCCUUGAGAUUUCCGACUUUAUUACCAGAGGUUACCAAAGGAACUACAAGGGCGCCGUUGUUGGUGGACUUCUUGGUCAGCAAAAUGGCCGCGAGAUCACUAUUGAGCACAGCUUCAGCAUCAAGUCAGUGAAGAAGGAGGAUGGUGGUGUCUACGAGCUCGAUGAAGAAUGGUUCAGGCAAAGGUUGGAUCAAAUGAAACUUGUCCACAAAUCACCACAGCUCGACCUGGUAGGCUGGUAUGCUCUCGUGCCCAAGUCGGGCCCAACAGUCCUCCACCUGCCAAUCCACCGCCAAAUCAGCACUGUCAACGAGUCCGCCGUAUUGUUAGGAUUCCAUCUGGAGGACAUGCUUUCUCCCGCGGCUGGGGACCCGCUUCCAAUCACGAUAUAUGAGUCGAACAUGGAGGCCGAAGGUGAAGAUAAGGAGAUGAAGGAUUCCGAAAACCCAACCAACAUGGUUCUCCGCUUCCGCAAAAUUCCCUACGCAACUGAGACUGGAGAGGCCGAGAUGAUAGGCAUGCAGUUUAUUCGUGAGGGUGGCGCCAACGCUUCGGCAGAUGAUGCCCCAGUCGAAACCAAAAACAUCGCUGAGCAAUUUGAGCAAAAGAUCGCCGUGACGGAUGGCAAGGGCAAGCGUAGGGCCGUUAUGACCUCUGGUUCCGUUUCGAAGAACCCAGUCAGUCCGAGUAAAGACAAGGGGAAACAAAAGGACGAGCCCUCCUCUUCCCCACCGCAGGCCGAGCCACCCAAUCCCGACAUCAACCUCACCAGGUCAGAGUCAGAGUACAUGGCUGUGCUCCAAGCAAAGUUCAAUGCUAUCAAGAUGCUCAAAUCACGUAUCGCUUUGAUCAUCACCUAUCUGCAACGCCUCCCUCCCACUUUCACGGAAGGAAAGCAAACCACACAGGAAGCUUCUGAUGCUGCUCGUGCCUCUGGCGGCCAAUACACGAUUCCCUCGAAUAACAUACUCCGGCACAUUCAGUCACUGGUCACCAACAUCGACCUUGUCACCCCUGCUGAACAGGCUGCUUUGCGAAAGGAAAUGCUGCAAGAGACCAACGAUGUAAAACUCAUCUCUUUGAUCUCUGACUUGUUGACCAGCAUCGCUGAGGUCAAGGAGGCAGGUAAAAAGUUCAGCAUCCUGGAGUCAUCAAAACAAACACGUGGACCGAGAGGUGGUGUGGGGUAUGGCGGGCCAGUGGGAGACAAGAGCAAUGACUAUGAAUUAACCGGUUCCUAUAGCCCUAUUCAUUCGAGGGGACAUGCUGAGUUUGGCACGACAGGGUCUGUUUCACAAGAGUUUGGUGGUGCCUCCGAUAUGCCUCACAACCUCUCUGAUUAAAGUGCUCGUGACGACGAGAGCGGACCACGAUAAACACCGAGGGGCUCUACGGAAACAGGAGAUGAAGGGGUUGGGGAGCGCUAAGGGCAGCAGACAUGUACAUGCACGAAACAUAACGAAUAUGUGUCCCCGGUGAGCAAGAUAAAGCGAUGACAAUUAUGAUGAGUUUAUGUAUGGCGUUAGACAUCCGGGCAAGACAGGACAGGGACAUGAAUCAGGGUCAGGAAAUAGGCAAGGGCAUGGGCAUGGAAAGGAAACAUGAUUAGUGGUAGCGUCAGCCAGUCACCACGAAUACAGGAAAAUGCUAUGCCUUUGAGCCAACAAAGCUAUACACCGGUA
Podospora bellae-mahoneyi is the source of this 2047-nucleotide messenger RNA. RefSeq lists its product as uncharacterized. Bases 275 to 1708 code for a protein of 477 amino acids. The record is from RefSeq and is a predicted model, not a curated record. The transcript is spliced from 2 exons. Gene Ontology annotation, molecular function: metallopeptidase activity; protein binding. Gene Ontology annotation, biological process: protein deneddylation. Gene Ontology annotation, cellular component: COP9 signalosome. NCBI's taxonomy places the organism in Eukaryota, Fungi, Ascomycota, Sordariomycetes, Sordariales, Podosporaceae.